GAGUUUUCUCGAUUGGUGAGGUGCAACCUUUUUGGUUUACAGAUAACCUUGUGCGACAUCCAACCCCGUUUUUUUACAUGUUUGUUUCUCGUUUCUGAAUAAUGUCAAGAAGAAGUGGACGUCUACAAGCAAGAAAUGGAAAAAGCGAUGCAGAAAACGAGUGUCCGUCUACAGUUGCUACAAGGAAAAGAAAAGCCGAGGAAGUGAAGCCUGCCCAUGACAGUCAGUGGGACACGAAGAGACACAACUAUGAGAUCCAGGCCUGCUGGUCACAGAUAACGGCAGCUGAAGGGCCGACUCCUUGUAUCCUCAUUGAAACGCCACAAAAGGAAGUCUCGGUCCUGCCCGACUUAUCAAAGUUUGCACGAUACCGGUUCCAGAAUCUCUUCAUCAGUCCAUCUCCUUUGCCAGACCUCAGUUGGGGAAGUCCAAAUGAUGUGUGGCUGAAAAUGUUGAGUAAAGAGUCCAAAUACAUUCACACCAGCCGUUCACUACAAAACCACUCCACCCUUAAUCCAGACAUGCGCUCUAUCCUGUUGGACUGGCUCAUAGAGGUGUCUGAAGUGUACAGUCUGCACAGGGAAACCUUCUACCUCGCUCAAGACUUCUUUGACAGAUUUAUGUUGACGCAAAACUCUGUUAACAAAAGUAUGCUUCAACUGAUAGGUGUCACCUCCCUGUUCAUUGCAUCGAAACUGGAGGAAAUCUAUCCUCCCAAACUUCAUGAGUUUUCAUAUGUCACUGAUGGGGCAUGCAGUGAAGAUGACCUUAUUGAAAUGGAACUAAUAAUACUUAAGGCCUUGAAAUGGGAACUGAGUCCAGUGACUGCAGUUUCUUGGUUAAAUCUCUUCCUUCAAGUCUCCUCUCUCAAGGACUCCCCCAAGCUGCUAUUACCUCAGUAUUCCCAGGAACAGUUUAUUGAGAUGGCUCAACUUUUAGACUUGUGUAUGCUACACAUUACCUCGCUGGAUUUCCAGUACAGGAUUCUGGCAGCUGCAGCAUUAUACCACUAUACUUCAAUGGAAGUAGUCACCAAAGCUACAGGUCUGGAGUGGGAGAACGUUUCAGAAUGUGUUCGCUGGAUGGCACCUUUUUUCUACGUGGCACAAAGAAACCCUCCUUUAAAGCUAAAGAAUUUCAAGAAGGUUCCAGAAGAAGAUCGCCACAAUAUCCAGACUCACAUGACCUACCUUGACAUGCUGGAUGAUGUCAAAGUAAUACUGGAGCCUCUCCCAUCAGAAGGACAAUCCCCAGUGUCGGUCGGUGGUAUCUUAACUCCUCCUAAGAGUACAGAGAAGACUCCUGUAUAACAUUGGCAGAAUGCUCUCUAAAUGGACACUUAUUG
This is a messenger RNA of Bufo bufo (common toad), 1345 nucleotides long. It is a transcript of the gene CCNE2, whose product is annotated as cyclin E2. Gene Ontology annotation, molecular function: cyclin-dependent protein serine/threonine kinase regulator activity. The transcript is spliced from 12 exons. The coding region runs from base 102 to 1310 and encodes 402 amino acids. Gene Ontology annotation, cellular component: cyclin E1-CDK2 complex; cytoplasm; centrosome. NCBI's taxonomy places the organism in Eukaryota, Metazoa, Chordata, Amphibia, Anura, Bufonidae. The record is from RefSeq and is a predicted model, not a curated record. Gene Ontology annotation, biological process: G1/S transition of mitotic cell cycle; regulation of cyclin-dependent protein serine/threonine kinase activity.